Aedes aegypti (yellow fever mosquito) is the source of this 1026-nucleotide messenger RNA. RefSeq names its product alcohol dehydrogenase 1. The transcript is spliced from 5 exons. The coding region runs from base 99 to 911 and encodes 270 amino acids. Gene Ontology annotation, cellular component: cytoplasm. Gene Ontology annotation, molecular function: oxidoreductase activity, acting on the CH-OH group of donors, NAD or NADP as acceptor. The record is from RefSeq and is a predicted model, not a curated record. NCBI's taxonomy places the organism in Eukaryota, Metazoa, Arthropoda, Insecta, Diptera, Culicidae.
AGUUACAUUGAAAUCGAGUGAGCUUGCGUCUCACCUUCAGUGUUAUAACGUCGACCGAGGAGAGAACAACGUUUACAAGCUGCUAACCAGAUACAAACAUGACACUCGAAGGCAAAGCGGCUGUUGUAAUUGGAGGGACCGGUGGAAUUGGUGUCGAAAUCUGUAAAAAAUUGCUAUCGAGUGGGAUUUCUAAAUUAGCUAUCCUCGACGUUAAUGAACUUCCACCUGAAGCCAUUGCCAAUAUCACAAGUUGCAAUCCAACGGCAGAGUUUGUGUCAGCCAGAUGUGACAUCACAAACAAAUCGAACUUAGAGGAUGUGAUCCGUUCUCAAGUGAUGGAAAAGUUCGGAUACAUCGAUUUGCUCGUGAAUUCGGCUGGAACUGUUGAUGAGCGAGACCCAGGAAGGUUGAUUGCAAUCAAUUUGACAGGAGUUGUAAAUAGUUCACUGUUGGCAUUGAAGUUGAUGUCGAAGGAACAUUCCGGUGGCAGAGGUGGCACAAUAGUGAACAUAUCUUCGGUUGCGGGUUUGGAACCAACGCCUUUCCUGUGUGUGUAUUCAGCUUCCAAGUUCGGUGUGACGGGUUUCACUAGGAGUCUAGCCGAUGAUCUGAUCUACAAACGAACGGGAGUGAAAUGCAUCACCAUUUGUCCAGGAAUAACGGAUACCACAUUGCUGUCCAAGUUUUUCGCUGGAGAAGAUCUACUGUUUCCAUGGAUGGGUAGCAUAGCUACUGAGGUUAAGAAGAAUUAUCAGUCACAGAGUCCAAGCGCUGUUGGUGAAUGUAUUGUCAAAGCUGUUUCAGAGGGCGAUAACGGAUCAGUGUGGAUUGUGAAUGGAGGUUUGAGCUAUAAAUUGGAUAUUUCCGCAAAUCAAUUUGUGAUGCCAAGUUCAACCGAAAUUUCAGAAUGAUAAUUUUCUUAAAAUACUUAUAUGCGUAGUUUUAUGUACUGUUUUAAUUCUAAUCGAGAUCGUGACGAUUCAAGCGCGAAAAGUCACUUUAAUAAAGUUAAUGUUAGUAUUCCAA